AUGGCUGGGAUCAAUCGGACAUACGCCCGACGUUCGAGGCUGCGUCGACCAAAGCCAUUGAGGGCCAAUGCACACGUCCCGGCGUGCAAUGUGAACCCAGACAACACCCGGCGGCCCACCCGGCGGCCAUCCAAGCGCCUCAAGCCCGAGAAAGAGAGCGUGAUUGGGCAGGUCCCACUGCAGAGUAGCUCUCCAGCUGACAGUGACAAUGGAGAGGAUCAAGAGGAGGAAGACUCCCGGUCUGAGUAUGACGCUGAUGACGAGUCAGACGAGGAGUCGGUCAUUUCGGAAGAGGAUACAACGCCUCCUACAUCGUCCUGUCGGCCACUGGAAGAAAAUGACAUCAGGUCACUGCUGGAGAAGCACCCUUCCCAAGUCUACGAUUCGAGACCACCCCGAGGAUACAAGAUGCUCCGAAAGCCAAGGAAGAGCAAUCGUCUUGCAUUCGCAUUUCGCGCGGGAGAUGGGUUUUCCGGAGAUGAAGCACGCCCCACGGCACUGAUCCCAGCCAAGAGGAAACGGGUCGAGCCCGUCUUCACCAUGGGCAGUCUGGAACUGGUCCCGCCGGAGCCUCUCGGCAAGAUCCUUCGCGAUGCCGAGCCCGACGAUGACUGCAACCCUGCUCCCGCUUCGACCAACCCCGGCAUCGGUCCUGAGAAUAUUGAAGUUCCCGAGACGCUGGCUGCCGUACCAGUGGAAAUUGAACCCCGAAGCCCCGAGUUGGGUGAGCUCGCCGUGCUGGAUCGAGGAUAUGGUAGUGCCAGCCAAGUGCUCGGCUUUGGCUUCACCAGUCCUGUUUCCCUUGGGCUGAGAAGCUCGCCACCAGGAGAAGACAGUGGGGAAGGGGAGGGGGAACGGGGCACACAAAGAGCAAUCCCCGCAUCUCCUGGUGUACACCUCGAGACAGAACUUGACAGGUCGGAUAUGCCAGAGAUUCCAGACAGUGUGGAACUACCCCAUCGCGGCGUCGAUCAGCCCCUGCUGUCGGAGGCAAUAGACGAUGAGGUGGUUAUCGCGGGGACUAUCGAAAGUGUAUAA
This is a messenger RNA of Thyridium curvatum, 1038 nucleotides long. RefSeq lists its product as uncharacterized. NCBI's taxonomy places the organism in Eukaryota, Fungi, Ascomycota, Sordariomycetes, Thyridiales, Thyridiaceae. The record is from RefSeq and is a predicted model, not a curated record. The coding region runs from base 1 to 1038 and encodes 345 amino acids. The transcript is spliced from 2 exons.